Osmerus eperlanus (European smelt) is the source of this 2270-nucleotide messenger RNA. It is a transcript of the gene frzb, whose product is annotated as frizzled related protein. Bases 588 to 1550 code for a protein of 320 amino acids. The record is from RefSeq and is a predicted model, not a curated record. The transcript has 7 exons. NCBI's taxonomy places the organism in Eukaryota, Metazoa, Chordata, Actinopteri, Osmeriformes, Osmeridae. Gene Ontology annotation, biological process: non-canonical Wnt signaling pathway; canonical Wnt signaling pathway. Gene Ontology annotation, molecular function: Wnt-protein binding. Gene Ontology annotation, cellular component: cytoplasm.
UGUGGUGUACUGAGGAUUUCGUAACUUUUUUGUUGUUGUCAGAAUGUAAUAAAACACGUGUCCUUUCGCAAAGAAGUGUAAGGAACAAGUAGACCUACCACACAGUACAACGAGCUUGUGGAGGUGGGCUGGAGAGGGAACGUGCACGAGGCUUGAGGGGGAAGGUGCACGAGUAGAAAAAAGCUGGUCCCGCAGAGUGAGGUCACUCCCGCGAGCGGCGAGCAAACCACUGCAGCGCAAACCGGAGAAGUGCUCGUGCCGCCCAUCCCGUCCGCUCAGUCCACAAUGAGAACACGCGCGCCAGUGGAAUAAGCCAAACAGCGAAGCGUGUAGGAAUCUACAACUUUGAUAUUUCAGACAUACACGUUUUUGAUUUAAAAGAUGAAUUUUCCUCUUCUGCUUUCAAUUGUCUUUCAAUGUGACUCAAAGUUGGUGCCUGUUUGGGUAGAUUGACUCAAACUUUACGCAGCAGCGUUCUGUUUUUACGAUUGCGCAUUGAAUUGCUCCGCAUCAGUUUGUAUAACCAGGUCAUUGAAGCGAGACGACUGUUUUGCAGUUUUGGAGACACCUGUGUGAAUCUAUCAACAAUGUUUUCUUACAAGCUCUACAUCUCGUUCCUCGCCGUUACCUGUAUGUUCGGGGUGCCUCGCGCCUCGGCCGCGGCGUGCGAGCCCAUCCGGAUCCCGCUCUGCCGGUCCAUGCCGUGGAACAUGACCAAGAUGCCGAACCACCUCCACCACAGCACCCAGGCUAACGCCGUCCUGGCCAUAGAGCAGUUCGAGGGUCUCCUCGGCACUGGGUGCAGCGCGGAUCUUCUCUUUUUCCUGUGUGCCAUGUACGCGCCUAUUUGCACCAUAGACUUCCAGCACGAUCCGAUCAAGCCCUGCAAGUCGGUGUGCGAGCGGGCCAAGUGCGGCUGCGAGCCGGUUAUGAAACGGUACAACCACACCUGGCCCGAAAGUCUGGCCUGCGAGGACCUGCCAGUAUACGACCGAGGAGUGUGCAUCUCCCCCGAGGCUAUCGUGAAAGCUGAAGGACCUGACAACCCAUACUACCAGGACCCGUCCCGGUGCUCUCCAGAGUCGACCCCUGACUUCCCCAUGGACUCCCACAACGUCCACUGCAAAGGAACCAAUGGAGAUCGCUGCAAGUGCAAGACAGUCAGACUAGGUCUCAAAACCUACUUAAAGAACAACUACAACUACGUGAUCCGCGCGCGCGUGAAGGAGAUCCGCAGCAGGAGCCACGACCUCAGCGCCAUCGUGGAGGUGCGGGACGUGCUCAAGUCUUCGCUGGUCAACAUCCCCCGGGACACGGUGACCCUCUACUACAACUCGGGGUGCCUCUGUCCUGCUCUCGCCGCCAACGAGGAGUACAUCAUCCUGGGCUACGAGAACGAGGAGAGAUCCCGGCUGCUGCUGAUUGAAGGCUCCAUCGUGCAGAAGUGGAGGGACAGAAUGGGACGUAAAGUCAAGCGAUGGGACCAGGUGCUGCGUGACCAGAGCAGAGGGAGCUCAGGGAAAGGUGGAGCGAGGCGAGGCCGUCACUGAAACAGACGGGUUGUGAUGCGUCGCAAGACCCGACCCCGAAGACGAACUAGAAGACUUGGCUCGAACUGAGAAAUUGCACUAUUGCACGUUCAUUUGGAUUCCUCGUUGUCCCGUUAUAAUGAGUUGUAGCCGAAUGUAGAUUUUUGUAGCUGUCGCUGUUUGAUUUGUAAUUUGUUCAUCGUUCGUUUAUUAUUUUCUUUUCCAUAUCUUUGCACGAACGUCAUGUUCCUUUAGCUGUGCUGCGUUGUGCGUUUGCGUGUGUGUGUGUGUCUGUGUGUGUGUGGGUGUUUAGCGUGAUAGGUUGUUGUGACGAGGCGGUGCUGGAAGCACUCUAAAGAAGAAAUGAAUGUUGACGUUGGAGGCCUCUGUGUGCAGGGACUCCAACUCACAGGAAAAAGGAUGUGAUGUCAUCUGUCAACCGCUGAAUGUACCGAAUGAAAGCUCCACCACAGAGGAAGAACCUCUUUGUAGAGGACUGACAUGACUGGGUGUAAAGGCUAAAGGGGGUUGGGGCAGGCGGUCGGGGGCUAAGCUGGGGGACAUGAGAAGAUAUGUGUGAUGGCUGUAAUGUGUCUCAAUGUGUCUUCCAGAGGGUGUUAGUUGACUAUUUUCAGAACAUACCUAUAUACAGUACCUGUCUCUGAUGCUACCAGCCUGUCUGAGCUGUAGGUCUGAUCUGUCAUUAAUAAACAUGCCUGGCAGGCGUCUCCACCAACUCCA